CGAGCACGCAGAGCCCCGCCCACCUGUGCGUUAGCAUCAUGGAUGUCGGUGCAUUGAAAUUCAGAAAUCGGUCAAACAGCAAUCUGCUGGUUGACUACGGCUUCCAGGGACACUGACGAUUCAACUAGACGAUAAAAAGGAGGUGGAGAAGGGAGCUGAACCUGAAGAUGAGGCGUCUGUCCAGAAAGAAGGCCCUGAGCCUGGUGAAGGAGCUGGACGCCUUCCCCAAAGUGUCAGAGAGCUACGUGGAGACGUCAGCGUCAGGAGGAACAGUGUCACUUAUAGCUUUUAGCGCCAUGGCACUUUUGGCCGUCUUAGAGUUCUUUGUUUAUCGGGAUACUUGGAUGAAGUAUGAAUACACAGUCGACAAGGAUUUUUCCAGUAAAUUGAGAAUAAACAUUGACAUUACAGUCGCCAUGAAAUGCCAGCAUGUGGGAGCAGAUAUCCUGGACCUUGCUGAGACCAUGAUCACAUCCAGCGGCCUGCAGUAUGAGCCUGUUAUUUUUGAACUGACUCCACAACAAAGACUGUGGCAAAGGACGCUGCAUCUCAUUCAGGGCAGGCUGAGGGAGGAACAUGCUCUACAAGAAGUCCUCUACAAAACUCUCCUCAAAGGAGCUCCUACUGCUCUGCCACCACGGGAAGAUGCGUCUGUGGAGCCGCUCACCGCUUGCAGGAUACAUGGACACGUUUACGUCAACAAGGUGGCAGGAAACCUUCACAUCACCGUGGGAAAGCCUAUUCAUCACCCUCAGGGCCAUGCACACAUUGCAGCUUUUGUGAGCCAUGAGACGUACAACUUCUCCCAUCGAAUAGACCAUUUAUCUUUCGGGGAGGAGAUUCCAGGCAUCAUUAAUCCUCUGGACGGCACGGAGAAAAUCACCUAUAACAAUAACCAGAUGUUCCAGUACUUCAUUACAGUGGUGCCCACCAAGCUCAACACAUACAAGAUAUCUGCAGACACACACCAGUUCUCUGUGACCGAGCGAGAGCGAGUCAUCAACCACGCAGCAGGCAGUCACGGCGUUUCUGGCAUCUUCGUCAAGUACGACACCAGCUCUUUGAUGGUGACCGUCAGCGAGCAGCACAUGCCGCUUUGGCAGUUCCUGGUGCGACUGUGUGGCAUAAUCGGAGGCAUAUUCUCCACCACAGGAAUGCUUCACGGUCUUGUCGGCUUCUGUUUUGACGUCGUCUGCUGUCGCUUCAAACUCGGAGUCUAUCGGCCCAGAGAGGAUGUGCAGCUACACGACCAGGCGAACAAUCUGAACCAUCACCGGCCUCCUCUGCUGGCUGAUGAAGCCCCUCAGGAAUAGCUGCCAGUCAGUCAGUCAGUCAUCAUCGGACUCUCCUCCUCCUGAACCGUUUGAUGGUAAAGAAGCCACCAGACAAUAAAUGAACAAUGUCAGUGCUUACUCAUCCCAGUGGGACAGAUGGCUUCAAUCAGUCCAUCAAAUGAUAUUGUGUUUAUUGAAGAUGUUCAUACGUCCUCGCCUUUCCUCCUUGUGUCUCCCUCCUGACAUGUGACAAUUACAGUAUUGAAAGUGUUCUCAGAAAGUCUAUUUUAUCUUCUCGGUGACCUAUGUUUACCUUAAUUCAACUCACAACAUGCUAUAAUGUGACGAAUGAGUGCAGAAUGUGCGGCUGCGAUACAUUUUAAAUACACAUCAACCUCAAGAAUACAAAAAGAAAACUUACA
Molecule: messenger RNA, 1696 nt
Organism: Acanthochromis polyacanthus (spiny chromis)
Lineage: Eukaryota; Metazoa; Chordata; Actinopteri; Pomacentridae
Product: endoplasmic reticulum-Golgi intermediate compartment protein 2-like
Exons: 14
Coding region: 168-1313 (381 amino acids)
Biological process (GO): endoplasmic reticulum to Golgi vesicle-mediated transport; retrograde vesicle-mediated transport, Golgi to endoplasmic reticulum
Cellular component (GO): membrane; COPII-coated ER to Golgi transport vesicle; endoplasmic reticulum
Source: RefSeq, a predicted model, not a curated record